AUGAAAAAAAAUACUUUUACAAAAUUAAUUAUAUUUUUUUCUAUUAUAUUUCAUUUAAUUUGGUGUCAAAAUAUAACAGAAUUACCUGAAGAAAAUGAAGAAUUAUCAAAAUUAACAAAUGUAAAAGUAACACUUAAAUUUGGUAAUAUAGAAUUUACCUCAUCAAUUUCAUCUAAUGAUAUUCCACAUGAAACAUAUGAUAAUGAAGUAUUAUGUUACUGUACAUUUGAUCAAUGUGAUAAAGAGGUUAAACAUUUAUUAGGAAAUCAAUAUAAUAAUACCUGUCGUUCUAAGGAUGGAACAUGCUACGUUGAAUUGCAUAAUAUAGCUGAUUAUGGAUCACAUCCACAUUAUGUAUAUAGUUAUGGUUGUGAAGAAAAUCACUUUAAAAUAGUUGGUAGUUGUAAUACAAAAGGACAAUCCAAAAGAGGUGAUGAUUUAUUUUUAUGUUGUACCAAUGAAAAUUAUUGUAACAAAGCAUUUGAUUUACCAGAUUUAAAUGCUAAAGUUAGAAGUAUGAUAGUUAUUAGAUUUAUACAAACAAUUAUUCUUAUUAUAUGUUCAAUGACUUUUGUAUCAAUUUUUUUAUUAUAUAUUAUAUCACUUACAUCAAAAGGACAAAGAUUUCUUAGUGUUACAAAAAGAUAUGUUCAAUUAAAGGCUAAUUCUAUUUUACCAUUAACAUAUUUUAAUUUUAAAUGUUUUAAUAGAACUUUUGAUGAUGAAUCAAUUCAUAGAUCAACUGAACCAACAGUUAUAACUGAUUUAAUAUCAGAAUUAGAUAAAACAGAUGGUGGAUUUGAUGAUUCUGGUUCUAGAGGUUUUCCACUUAUUAUGCAACGUACCAUAGCUAGAGAAGUUGUCUUAGAAAAAACAAUUGGUAAAGGACGUUUUGGAAAUGUAUAUUCUGGUACAUGGAGAGGUGAAACAGUUGCUGUUAAAAUAUUUCAUACACGUGAAGAAUUAGCAUGGAGUAAAGAAGUUGAAAUAUAUCAAACAAAUAAUUUAAGACAUCCAAAUUUAUUACGUUUUAUAGCAAGUGAUAAUAAAGAUACAGGAAUGUCAACACAAUUAUGGUUAAUAACAGAAUUUCAUAAAUUAGGUUCAUUAUAUGAUUAUUUAUCUGAAAAUAUAAUAUCAAUGGAGGUUGCCGCAAAUAUGAUACAUUCAUUUGCUAAUGGUUUAUCAUAUCUACAUACGGAAGUACCAUCACUUGACACAAAACCUAUUAUAGCACAUCGUGAUCUUAAAAGUAAAAAUUUACUUGUUAAAAAUCAUUAUACAUUAGUAAUAGCUGAUUUUGGUUUAGCUAAAAGAGAUGAUAAACAUGCUAAAUUAACAAAUCCUCAUGAACCAGAAAUAUUUGCAUGUGAAAGAGUUGGUACAGUAAGAUAUUUACCACCAGAAUUAUUAUUAAAUGAAAAAAAUUUUCCUUCAUUUGAAUCAUAUAAAAGAUCUGAUGUUUAUUCAGCAGCCUUAAUAAUGUGGGAAAUAUUAUCAAGAACAUAUGAACCAGAAGAAUAUCCAUAUGUUAAAGAUAUUAAUGAAUUAAAAGAAUUAAUACCUGAAUAUGAAGAACCAUAUUCAGAAUGGUUAAAUAGAAAUCCAACAAUUGAUGAAGUUAAAGUUGUUGUUGUAGAUAAAAACCUACGGCCACCAUAUCCAUCACAAUUUAAAAAUAUUCAACAUAAUUCAUUAAUAUUAUAUAAUAUGAUUCAAGAAUGUUGGCAUCCAGAACCGCAAAGUCGUAUUAAUUCAACAUAUGUUAAAAAUUUAGUAGGUAAAUUAAUAUUUAAAUCAUUUAAAACUCUUCUUGAAAAUAAGAUACAAGAUUAUAUAAAACCAAUUAUGCAAUGUAUGCCAAAUAGUCCAAAUAACUUUAAUAAAAUAGAAUCAACAAAUGAGACAAAUAUAAAUGAUGAAAUACCUAAAAAUAUAUCAAUGAAAAAUAUUGAUAAUAAUGAAACAUCUAUAUAUGAAAAAUUACCUAAAAGGGAGGAUGAAAAAUUAUUAAAAUAA
Molecule: messenger RNA, 2019 nt
Organism: Strongyloides ratti
Lineage: Eukaryota; Metazoa; Nematoda; Chromadorea; Rhabditida; Strongyloididae
Product: TGF-beta receptor/activin receptor, type I/II domain and Protein kinase domain and Serine/threonine-/dual specificity protein kinase, catalytic domain and TGF beta receptor, GS motif domain and Protein kinase-like domain-containing protein
Exons: 3
Coding region: 1-2019 (672 amino acids)
Biological process (GO): cellular response to growth factor stimulus; protein phosphorylation; cell surface receptor protein serine/threonine kinase signaling pathway
Cellular component (GO): signaling receptor complex; plasma membrane
Molecular function (GO): ATP binding; transmembrane receptor protein serine/threonine kinase activity
Source: RefSeq, a predicted model, not a curated record